AUGAGGUCGGGGAGGGUGUGUGGGGUCCGCACAGACAGGGCUGAGCCCGGAGAGGUGCCAGUGACCGCAGGCCCAGAAUCCACCAAACAGCAAGGCGACUCGCACGGAGGGCCCGGGCCGGGCGCGAUCCGGAAUGCCAUCCCUGCAGGAGCUCCGGGUCCCUGGCCGGCGCAGCGGGCGCGGGAACCUGGCAGCCGGGAGCGCCCCAAGCAGCCGGGAGGCGGCGAGGAGAGAGCCGGGCGGCCUCCAGGCCCCGGAGACGGUCCCAAUCCCCCGCGGGCCGGGAAGGAGGACCCGGGGGCCCCGCCGGCAGCACAGCGGCUCCUCUGCCGGGCUAAGGACUUCCGAUCGAACGGGCUUGGCCCCCCGGGGAGAAACUGCACCAGCUGCCCGCACGCGGCCACCGACGGGGCCGCGCGUCCCCCGCCCGCUCGCCUCCCCGGGCCCGACCUGGGGCCUCGGCCGCCUCCGCGGGAACGUGCGGGCGGAGGACCGGUGCGCGGCCUGUCCCCGAGCUCGGUCGCGGGGCCCAGGGCUCAGACGUGCGGGCGCCCGGGCCUCCCCCGCAGAGGACCCCAGCGGGAAGCUCCGGGGCUGGGGAUCACCGAGGGGCGGGGCGGGAGGAGUCCCCCACCCCGGGCUCCGGGCUCAGACGUGCGGGCGCCCGGGCCUCCCCCGCAGAGGACCCCAGCGGGAAGCUCCGGGGCUGGGGAUCACCGAGGGGCGGGGCGGGAGGAGUCCCCCCCCCCGGGCUCCGGGCUCAGACGUGCGGGCCCCCGGGCCUCCCCCGCAGAGGACCCCAGCGGGAAGCUCCGGGGCCGGGGAUCACCGAGGGGCGGGGCGGGAGGAGUCCCCCGGGCUCCGGGCUCAGCGCCGACCCUCAGACACGCCUCCCGAGGGAAGCGGGUCCUGAGAGGCCUGGUGUGGGCCCCGGUGCUCUUCUCUGACCUGGGGGAGGAAGCGGUGGGCUCAGGAGAGACCCUGGGCGUGGAGUGA
Molecule: messenger RNA, 996 nt
Organism: Cervus elaphus (red deer)
Lineage: Eukaryota; Metazoa; Chordata; Mammalia; Artiodactyla; Cervidae
Product: proline-rich protein 2-like
Exons: 3
Coding region: 1-996 (331 amino acids)
Source: RefSeq, a predicted model, not a curated record